CGCGCAUCCACAACUCCACAAGCCCUCUGUCAGCUGCCCACCAGGCCAUCACCACCUCCACCACUACACCAGCUCAUUGGCAUCACCACAACACCUCUGCGGCCGCCGCGACAUUGAUUUCCUCGGCGAUCCGAUCUCCCCCCUCCCUCUACGAGCUAGCCCCUCGCUGGUCCUCGUCGGCGACGAGGGAGAUCUCGCCUAGCCUCGCCGCUCCAUGGCCUGCGAACCUGCGGACGCCGGGAGCAGCAGCGUGAAGGGUUCCUCCCUGGCGGACGUGUACAAGGGCGAGCUCACGCCGCUGCAGCGGCACGUCGCCUUCUUCGACCGCGACAAGGACGGCGUCAUCUACGCCUCCGAGACAUAUGAAGGGUUCCGCGCGAUCGGGGCCGGCGUCCCGCUCUCCGCCUUCAGCGCCCUCUUCAUCAACGGACUCCUUGGACCCAAGACCAUACCGGAGAACGAGAAGGCUCCAGCGUUCAAGCUCCCCAUUUACGUGAAGAACAUCCAAAAGGGCAAGCACGGGAGCGACUCGGGCGUGUACGAUGCCAACGGAUGGUUCGUUCCUGAAAAGUUUGAGGCGAUCUUCAAGAAGCAUGCCCACACUAGGCCUGAUGCUUUAACAGGCAAAGAGCUGCAGGAGCUGCUAAAAGCAAACAGGGAGCCUAAGGACUUCAAAGGAUGGCUGGGUGGUUUCACGGAGUGGAAGGUGCUCUACUCCCUCUGCAAAGACGAAAAAGGGUUCCUUCACAAGGACACUGUCAGGGCAGUCUAUGAUGGCAGCCUAUUUGAAAGGUUGGAGAAGGACAGGAAGUCUAAGGAGUCUACUAAUAAGAAAUGAUAAGAACAUCAUAAAGCUAGCGUGCGUGAAUUCGUAAAUUAUAUUAUAUUAUGGCUUGUGUGGAUCAGUAAUUUUAUAUCCUAGUUUGUCAAUUCAUCUUUUAUAUAUGUAACAAGAGCCUGUCCUCUCGUCUAAAUAUAUUGAAAGUAUUUUGUGAAA
This is a messenger RNA of Panicum hallii, 997 nucleotides long. Its product is annotated as probable peroxygenase 5. Gene Ontology annotation, molecular function: monooxygenase activity; calcium ion binding. The record is from RefSeq and is a predicted model, not a curated record. The transcript is spliced from 5 exons. NCBI's taxonomy places the organism in Eukaryota, Viridiplantae, Streptophyta, Magnoliopsida, Poales, Poaceae. Bases 215 to 838 code for a protein of 207 amino acids.